UCGCAAGAACAAGCGCGUAUUCUGAAACUCUAAGCACGAGGGACUCGUAAUGUCAGUUCUGUCCGGUAAUCAAACUUUUAAGGGAGAUGUCGUCUACUAUUUGCACAAACCGACAAAAAGCGCUUACAUUGGAUCAGUUGUGAUGUCAGGUGCUCAUUUGUCACGGAAUGAAACCGAAAGUGGUAAUGAUAAAUGUGAAAAGGAAAAUAUGAUCAAAGUAGAGUGGAGAACUUUCGGAUUUAAAUCUAGUUGCUCCCUACCGUUCAAUUUAAAAUCAGACGAAGUUCACUUUUUGGAUAGAAGUUAUAUGCCUGGGGAGGUCAUCCAAAGCUUGGAAACCAAUAUGAUUGGAACAGUUUCAAAUGUUUAUAUGACAGCUCAUGCAGAAAUACUAGACCACCAGAGGGUCAUGUUCGAUAUUCAGUGUGAUCAUCUAAGAAGUGUAUAUCCAUGGACCACACAUGUCGACGAAAACUAUGUGAUUUGGAAUAGUUGGCUUGGUCGAGUGUCAGAUUGUCGUCUUAUGGCAAUCAUCCGAUUUUUAGAUGGUGCACGACUUCUUGUUGGAGAUAAUUGCCUAGAAUGUUUUGAACCAUUUCUAUCAGCACCAGAUGAAUAUAUGAAUAAUAAUUACGAAGGUAUUUGGUUAAUUGGCGAUGCUUUGGAAUUAAGAUCUAGUACGAAUUCGUCAAAAUCCAGUAAAUUUGAUUUCCUCAGUUUACCUGUGGAUUCAUCCUCUGAUAAAUGUCGUAAUAUGGAUAAGUCAACAAACUUAGAAUCAACACCGCCGUCCAAUGUUUAUAGUAAUUUGCAUUCUGCCAAUGAAACAUUUCCACUUGGACAUCCUAUUAAAUUUCUUCAAGCACUUGCACAAUAUCCUGUCACUAAAACUUUCGCUCGUCAUCCUGAACAAAUUACAUGCCUUUUGAAACGUACGCCUAUUUUCCUAGUUGAAACGCCCUCUCAUAAUUCGGUUUGGCUUUCUCGAUUGAAAUCUAGCGUAGACGUUGUAUUCUGUGUAGAACAUUUUGCUCCUGUUGAAGCCACCGUCCAUUGGUUUGCGAAUCGGAGUUCACAGUCAGAUAAACCACCUCCACGUGUGAUUCACGGAUUGGAUCUAGGAAACUUGAAAUCUGUCGUUUCGAACUCUUUUAUUAAUUGUCAAGUAGGUGAUAUUUGGUACUACAAACUACAAGAAUCUGAUAAAAUUUAUGAUAUGAGAAAUUUUACUCGACCUGAGCAAUUAUUAUAUAAAUGGUUCACAAAUGAUAUUUCUGGUCUUGGAGUAGGAUCUUCACUCCCACCUCCAUUGCAUGAUGACAAACAAAAGACAGAUCAAGACAGUUUGAAUGAAAAUUGUAUCGCUAGUAAAAGCAAAAUAAAAAAUCUAAUUCCCGAGUCUUCACCAGUCACAGAAUCGAAGAGUUCAGAAUCAUUGACGGAAGAAAAAAUGUCAAGCAAGACAACACCGUUCUGGGCGCAAGUAAAUCUAUUUGCUUCACGACGUCGUCGUAGGCGAGUAACUAUAGGUCCACGACAUCGUAUUCUUCGUACAGAUAUAUUUCUUUGGGCUAACAGAUUUCACAGAUCAACACCAUCUUUUACACCGUACAUUGAUAUUAGUGCUGAUAUCUCUGAUCAUGAUGAUGGUACUGACAAUGAUAAAAACGAUACACUAAGACGCACAAAGCAUCAAUCACAAACACAAGACCAAAAGGACCAACAAAUUGAACAUAUCAAAGAGAACAAUCAUCAAGUGGUAAAUUUAACUUGUAAACGUAUUUCUUGUGAUAAUUCAAAGCUUGUUAAUAAGUCAGUUUUAAGUCAUGUGGAAAACAUCACAAAAAUUGAUUUGUCUUUGAAAUCUUUACCAACUACAGUAAAAUCAGGUGUAGACUCAGCAUCAUCAUCACCACCACCACUGAUGACAGUAACUGUAACUUCCAGUACUACUGGUGCUGCUGCUGCUACACCCACAACAACAACAACAACAACUGCUACUACAACUACUACUACAACUACUACUACUACUGCUGCUGCUACUACUGCUACUAGUACUACUACUAUUACUACUACUUCUACAACUGUAGUGACUGAUGCUAACAAUAAUACUACAAAUAAAAAUCCUAUUCUAUCUCUGGUCGAUAUUUCAUUCGAUGAUUCAGUGAACAAAUCCACAACAAAUAUGAGUUUACCAUCAAGUCAAAUAACUACUGUUGAUGAUGAUCAUAAUGAUAAUGAUAUUAAUGGUAAUCACAAUGAUGACGAUUAUUUAGAAGAAAAAAAGGAACGCAACUGUAAAAAAACAAAAUUAUCAAAACAUUCAAAGCGCCUUUGUGGUAUUCGUCGACAAGCAGAAUAUAUUCAAGAGGAACGCGCGAUUCAUUUAAGAACUGGUGAUUGGGUACCUGUACGAAUAUAUGCAACCAAAUCAGUGUAUGAUAUAAAAUGGAUUGAUGGAUCUGUGUCGAAAGGUGUUACUUCUGAUAAGAUUUUAUCAUUUGGUGGACACAUAGAACAUUAUUUAUUUCCUGGAUUUUUGGUUUCUUUAAAAAGUGAUAAAAAUUGUCGUUCACAACCUAUCCCACUGAAUUCAGCCAUGAACGAUCCAUCUUCACCGAUAGUGACAGAAACAAGUGAGAAACUAGACAUUUCUCCAUCUUCUACAAUCGAAUUGUCUUGUGACCACCCUAGGGAUCUUGGUGUAGCUCUUGCUUACAAUACGAAGGAUCGAACUUGUCUUGUUCAGUGGUUCAAAACAGGGAACUCCAAAACUGGUUCCAUGCCAAUGAUUCCUAUUGGUUCUCCGGAAGAAAUUGGUGUCUAUGAAAUCUCUGGAUCUGGAGAAUAUCAAAUGAAUUAUGGUGAUACUAUUCUCAUCAAGUCUGCCAGUGAAACUGACUAUUCAACUUAUCCUGCUGGUAUUUUAGAAGAUAUUAUUCCGGAAUCAGGUAAACUAGUAAUUCGUUGGAUUGAUGGGACUUCAAGUGAAGUUUAUCGUACUGAUUGUCUACAAGCAAUUGAGGCUGAUGAUGAUUCUACAGAUGAUGAAGAUUCAUUCGACUCAGAUAUUAGCGAUUCAGAUGAUGAAAAAAAUGAAAAGUGGGAUACAUAUUCAACUUCUUCGGAAUCUUCAUCUUGUUCACAGUUUUCUUCUACUUCUGGUUCCUGCUCUUCAUCGAAAUCAUCUGACAAUAGCAGUGAUAAUGAUAACAUUUCUGUACAAAUAACCCAACCAACAUUUGAAGAUGAUUUACGACCUGUUGGAACUAAACUUUUUCUUGCCAGUGAACAUGUUAAAUCUGCGCACAGACUAUUUUCUGAUCGAUUUACAUUUGUUUUAUGGUUAAUGCGGUGUUUCGUCACAGUUUCUGGCAUUGCAGAUGAUAUCCUUGAACAGGUUUACUCAGCACUUCGUAAUGCAGCCUUAAUAGAUCCUACAGAAUUAAAUAAUAUUAGAUUGGAUGAUUCUACUUCAUUAAAAACGUCUUAUACUGAAGGUUCGACUAGUGAAAAACCUUUACUGACAAGGACGGAAAAUGCAUGGAGAUAUGCUGAUGAGGUUGAAGCUAUAUCAUGUGUAGAAAUGCUUACCAAUGGACGAUCAUUACUCUAUGAAGCAUUCCGGUUGAUUAGGGAUUACAGAAUUAGGAAAAUGUGGCACUUGUGUGAUUUUCGUUCGAAUUUAUUCGAAAAACAUAUUGGCGCUAUUCUAAGUUUAUUUGAAUCUUUUCCAUUAUCCACUCAUGAACAAGCGAAACUAUUUAAUCCAGUCGAUUUGGCUUCAUUUAAUAAUGAUCUCAACGGCCUGAAUAAACCAUUGGAUACAGUACAUGUAAUAAAGAGUAGCCCUGACAAGCAAACUUCUGAGUCUGACCAACAGACUCUUUCAAGUGAUUCCAUUUCUAAUGUUUCUGAAGUACCAAGCAGAAAUGAAACAAUUCAUUUCUUGUUACGUCCUCACAGAAGAGGAUCAAAAGUUGAGGGCUUGCGUAGUAACUAUACCAUAAUGAUAAGUAAUGAGAUAAUCAUUAAGUUGGCCAAAUUUAUACAUGAUCUACAAAAGGAUAUUCUAGAACAACUGGUCGAUUUGAAUAAUCAGAUUAUAGCAUGGCUUCAUGAAUGUGCUGCACAAUAUAUACGAAAAUUUGAUAUCAAUGAUCUAUUAAUAAACAAUAAUGACGUUGUUGUUCAUCAUCGGUAUGCAAUAGACUCUGAUAAAUGUACCAUUGAACCUGAGUUAAUUAACGAUGUUCAUGCCAAUAACUCGGAAGUAAAUGUAGAGUUAGCAAGUAAAUUGAAUGCUGUUGCUAGUCUACACAGUGAAGUGAUUCCAGAUGACUCCCCUAAUGAAAAUAUUCCAACUUCAACUGCAGAAAAAGUCAAGUUGACGAGUUUAUCUUCGGAAACUGAAAAUAUGUCAACUGAAGCAUCUUCUGCUAAUUUUUCAAUAAAAUCUAUCCUGUCUGAUCCAACUGUAGAGUCACUUCCGGUCGAACAACGAGGCCAGUUCAUAAUGGAACCCAAUGCUCCUUCUAAUCAUCGAUUUUAUAAAUCAAGUCAGAAAACGCUGCCAAAAGCAUUCCAUAAGGCUUUACGACGUGAUAUCUCGCUACUAUCCACUAUUCUUCCAAAUGGUAUGAUCAUUAAAGGAUUUGACGAUCGCAUAGAUCUUUAUUCAAUUAUGAUUGUCGGCGCAUCUGGUACACCGUAUGAACAUUGUUUAUUCUUUUUCGAUAUUGGUUUACCAUCAAGUUAUCCUACAACCCCACCACAGGUAUAUUAUUACAGUUUUGGUAAUGAAAAAGUCAAUCCGAAUUUGUAUGUCGAUGGGCAUAUUUGUCUUUCUUUACUGGGCACAUGGAGUGGUCAGGGUAGUGAAAACUGGAGUGCUGAAACAUCCAAUUUAUUACAACUAGCUAUUUCAAUCCAAGGUUUGAUUCUUAACUCGGAACCAUAUUUUAAUGAAGCCGGUUAUGAAGAACGACGUACUGAUCCAAUCUAUCAAGAGCAAAGUCGUAUUUAUAAUGAGGCUGUGAUAGCAUUAAAUCUCCAAUCAAUGAUAAGUAUUGUGCAAAAUCCUUUUCCUAUUUUCCGUAAUGAAAUUAUCAAACAUUGUGCAACUAAAUGUAAAGAAUACCUAUGUUUAUUGGAAUAUUGGGCCUCAUUGGAUUCCGUAGAAUAUGAACGUAUUAAAGCGAUCGACCAGUUGUCAAAUUCAUCUCCACCUAGAGAACAGCUACUUUUGCCUGAAUUUCCAUUGCCACCAGUUUCAAAAGGUUUCCAAUUAUCUAUUAGACGGCAUUCAGCUGUAUUAUCAAAUCUAGUAAAAUCGUUCUUAGAUUUGAAUGAUAGUACUACCACAGAUUAGUGAACUUUAACGUAAUCACAUUUUAUGUUUUGUUUACGGUUUUAUUCGUAAUCAGGAAAUAUUUAUACGGUUAACUACUUUAUCGUCUCAGAUUUACUUUAUUUACAUAAGUUGUCUCUGUGGCAUUGUGUGUGUGUGUGUGUGCUUAAUUAGCCACAUUAGAAGAUUUUUUGAAACUUCUUUGGUGCUUCUCUGCGUUUAUAUAUAUUCAUAAUAAGGUGCAGUUGUACCAUGUAUAUAUUAUAAUGAGAUUUGACAAGAUCGUGUGUACAUGGUAUAUCACUUACUUUCAGUUUCGCUAUUGAGCGUGUAAUUAUUAAUUUCGUUAUUCCCUGCUUUGCUAUCAGCCGCCAUCCACACUUUGUAUUGAUCAGUGUUCCACUAUUCUUCUACUCUUCUCUGUUUUGUUAUGUACUCAUAUUUAUGAAGAUUAAUUGUUUUUAAAAAUUCAGUUCUAAUUUGUUAAUUACAGCAACAACAAAUUAUUAUUUAUUUCUAUCUGUUCGAUGUCAUUUUGCGUCUGCGGUUUUCGGGCACAUUUCCCUUGCAGUGAUUUAUUGUAACGUAGCAUUAUAGAUAUACACAUAUUUUUAAAAA
Messenger RNA from Schistosoma turkestanicum, 5968 nucleotides. Lineage: Eukaryota; Metazoa; Platyhelminthes; Trematoda; Strigeidida; Schistosomatidae. The record is from the annotation of a GenBank genome assembly.